AUGAACUACACGUUAGAGAACCAACUGGCAGAAAUGUUAAAAGAGUUUCAAUCAAGGAGCCAAGCCAAAGCUGCUUUGGUAUUAGGUUUAUACGUGCUUAUUUUGUUGCUUUUGUUUCUUGGGAACAGUCUUACACUCCUUGUUAUGUUGUUAAAUCGACGGAUGAGGACAAUUCCAAACAUGUUCGUUGCAUCACUCGCUGUUUCUGACCUAUUAUUAGGCCUUUGCAGUUUUGUACCUUUUGGCAUUCCAGUAUUAGUGACUUCCCAUUGGCUGUUUAACGAUACAGCUUGCCAAUUUCAAGGUUACAUUACUAUCGCGUUGGUUGUCGCUUCUUUUUAUACAUUGGUCUUAAUGGCAGUGAACAGAUAUUAUAGAAUCGUCAAACCAGCAAAGUACCAACGCUACUUCACAAAGAAGAAAACCCUCAUCAUGAUUCUUGUGUCAUGGUUCUCUUCUUUUUGUGCUCCAUUGCCUCACGUGCUAAGCGGAAUAAAAAUAGUCUUUCAUCCUGCCAAGUUCUUCUGUUACUUUGUCAUAGAAGAAAGGGCAUUCCUACAUUAUGGUAGUCCUCUUUACAUAGGUGUCCCAACCUGUGUUAUUAUUUACUGCUACUUAAGAAUCUUCUCAACAGUUCGCAAUCACAACAGAAAUCUUCAUCCUCCCAACAAUCUGAUAAGCUCGGUCAACGUAGAAGACGUUAAAGUGGCUCGCACCAUAUUUUUAGUAGUAGUAUUUUUUAAUCUUUGUUGGAUUCCAAUCUUAACAGUUAACGUUUUGGACGAUGUAUUCCAAAGAUGGAUCUUCCCUACUGAGGUCUACAUUUUAAAUUCGUUUUUGGGCACUUUAAGCAGCGCGGUGAAUCCUUUACUUUACGGCGUGAUGAACAAGAGUUUUCGUACGAAUUAUUUGAAGCUGUUACGCUGCACGUACUGCCGAUCUCAAGUUGUUGUAGAACCAAUGGCUCGGUAA
This is a messenger RNA of Porites evermanni, 972 nucleotides long. The record is from the annotation of a GenBank genome assembly. NCBI's taxonomy places the organism in Eukaryota, Metazoa, Cnidaria, Anthozoa, Scleractinia, Poritidae.